Homarus americanus (American lobster) is the source of this 707-nucleotide messenger RNA. RefSeq names its product pro-resilin-like. The transcript is spliced from 3 exons. Gene Ontology annotation, cellular component: extracellular matrix. The record is from RefSeq and is a predicted model, not a curated record. Bases 43 to 447 code for a protein of 134 amino acids. NCBI's taxonomy places the organism in Eukaryota, Metazoa, Arthropoda, Malacostraca, Decapoda, Nephropidae.
UGUAGUGUACGUCCAGGUAUAAAUAGAGGCACCAACCUGGUGAUGGGCAUCAGUUGUCAACACUACUGCACCAUGAACACUAAGGUACUUCUCCUGCUGGCUGUGGUGGCUGUUGCUGCCGCGGAUAAACUCCCAGUAGGCUAUGGUGCUCCCGAGGACUCCUCUGAGGAGCAUGAGCCCGCCAAGUAUGACUUCGAGUGGUCAGUAGAAGACGAGGAAUCCGGCAACGACUUCGGUCACCAGGAGAGCCGUGAUGGUGACCACACCCAGGGGUCGUACUACGCGCAUCUUCCCGACGGUCGUCUGCAGACUGUGACUUACUACGUGGAGGGUGACUCAGGCUACAUUGCCGAUGUCAAAUACGAGGGUGAGGCUCAUUACCCCGAGUCUGAUGAGUACAAACCACCCAAAUCCCAAUACGGCGCCCCCGACUCUCACGAGUCUUAGAUGAUCGCCUAACCCAGGUCCCAGUAUGCAGUCCCUGAAGUUCUCAUGUACGCUCCAUCACUCCUACGAAGCUAAUGUGAAAUAAAAGUUAUGUUUUUAUUUAAAAGAGCAUAAUUUGCGAAAGCUUAUCGGCCUGUGAUUUGUUAUGUCUACAUUUUUUUGUAUUUGUUCAUCUUCGUUAAGCUCAUUCUUCUCAUGCUUAAUUGUUGAAUAUGAGUAUUGUAUAUAAUAAGUUGUUUAUUAAAUGGCGUUGCUUUAAA